GGGGCGGCGCAGGGGGCGGCGGCUCGGCGGCGGCAACUUUUGGGAGCCGGCGGCGGCAGCGCGGAGGCUGCGCGGAGGAUGGCGGCGGCGGCGGUGGUGUCGAGGCGGCGGCGCUGAGGGCAGCGGCGGCGAGAUGCCGGCGGCGGCCGGGGGGCUGCUGUGGUGGAGCUGCUGGGUGGUGGUGGUGGCGGCCGGGGCCCCUCGGGCCGCCGCGGCGGCGCAAGCAGUGUGUGCUGGCACCGAGAACAAGCUGAGCUCCCUCUCUGACCUGGAGCAGCAGUACCGGGCUCUGCGCAAGUACUAUGAGAACUGCGAGGUAGUUAUGGGCAACCUGGAAAUCACCAGCAUCGAGCACAACAGGGACCUCUCCUUCCUGAGGUCUAUUCGGGAAGUCACAGGCUACGUUUUGGUGGCUUUGAACCAGUUUGAGUAUCUGCCCCUGGAGAACCUGCGCAUCGUCCGCGGCACCAAGCUCUACGAGGAGCGCUACGCUCUGGCCAUAUUCCUGAACUACAGGAAGGAUGGCAACUUUGGGCUCAGGGAACUUGGCUUGAAGAACUUGACAGAAAUACUGAAUGGUGGAGUCUAUGUUGGCCAGAACAAAUUCCUUUGCUUCGCAGACACCAUUCACUGGCAGGAUAUUGUGCGUAACCCCUGGGCCUCCAACUUCACUCUGGUUCCAACGAAUGGCAGCUCAGGAUGUGGCCGUUGCCAUAAGUCCUGCACAGGCCGAUGCUGGGGACCCACGGAGAAUCACUGCCAGACCUUGACGAAGACCGUGUGCGCGGAGCAGUGCGACGGCCGCUGCUAUGGGCCCUACGUCAGCGACUGCUGCCACCGCGAGUGCGCUGGAGGCUGCUCCGGACCCAAGGACACCGACUGCUUCGCCUGCAUGAAUUUCAACGACAGCGGCGCCUGCGUCACGCAGUGUCCCCAGACCUUCGUGUACAACCCUACCACCUUCCAGCUGGAGCACAACCACAACGCCAAGUACACCUAUGGGGCUUUCUGCGUCAAGAAGUGCCCACAUAACUUUGUGGUGGAUUCCAGCUCGUGUGUCCGUGCGUGUCCCAGCUCCAAGAUGGAAGUUGAAGAAAAUGGCAUUAAGAUGUGCAAGCCCUGCACUGACAUUUGUCCUAAAGCAUGUGAUGGCAUUGGAACAGGGAGUUUAGUGUCAGCUCAGACGGUGGAUUCCAGCAACAUUGACAAGUUCAUCAACUGCACCAAGAUCAAUGGCAACCUUAUCUUCCUUGUUACUGGGAUUCAUGGGGACCCCUAUCACACAAUUGCUGCAAUCAACCCGGAGAAGCUGAAUAUCUUCCAAACGGUGCGGGAGAUAACAGGAUAUUUGAACAUACAGUCGUGGCCUGAGAACAUGACAGAUUUCAGGGUCUUUUCUAACUUGGUUACUAUCGGUGGGAGAGCUCUCUACAGUGGCCUUUCCUUACUCAUCCUAAAGCAGCAAGGCAUCACCUCUCUGCAGUUUCAGUCCUUGAAGCAAAUCAGUGCUGGCAACAUCUACAUAACAGACAACAGCAAUCUGUGCUACUACCACACCGUGAACUGGAGCAGCCUCUUCAGCACACCCAGCCAGAAGACGGUGAUCCAUCGGAACAAGAAGGCAGAGAACUGCACUGCUGAUGGAAUGGUGUGUAAUGAGUUAUGCUCAAGUGAUGGCUGCUGGGGGCCAGGACCCGACCAAUGUCUCUCCUGCAAGCGCUUCAUCAGGGGAAGGACCUGCAUAGACUCUUGUAACCUGUAUGAUGGGGAAUUCCGGGAGUUUGCCAACGGCUCGGUGUGUGUGGAGUGCGAUCCCCAGUGUGAGAAGAUGGAAGAGAACAUGAUCACCUGCUAUGGGCCGGGACCUGACCACUGCACUAAGUGUUUCCACUUUAAGGAUGGUCCAAAUUGUGUGGAAAAGUGUCCUGAUGGCUUACAGGGAGCCAACAGCUUCAUUUUCAAAUACGCUGAUGAGGAUCGUGAGUGCCAUCCGUGUCAUCCCAACUGCACCCAAGGGUGUAGAGGUCCCACUAGUCAUGACUGCAUUUACUAUCCCUGGACGCGACAGUCCGCGUUACCGCAGCACGCUAGAACCCCCCUGAUUGCUGCGGGAGUUAUUGGUGGCCUCUUCAUCGUCGUCAUCCUGGGCCUGACCUUCGCCGUCUACGUCCGGCGCAAAAGCAUUAAGAAGAAGAGAGCACUGCGAAGGUUCCUGGAGACUGAGCUUGUGGAACCCUUGACUCCAAGUGGCACAGCCCCCAACCAAGCACAGCUUCGUAUCCUGAAGGAGACUGAGCUGAAGAGAGUCAAGGUUCUUGGCUCGGGAGCCUUUGGAACUGUCUACAAGGGUAUUUGGGUCCCUGAGGGAGAAACUGUAAAGAUUCCUGUGGCUAUUAAGAUCCUGAACGAGACCACUGGUCCAAAGGCCAAUGUGGAGUUUAUGGAUGAAGCUCUGAUCAUGGCCAGCAUGGACCACCCACACCUGGUUAGACUCCUGGGUGUCUGCCUGAGCCCCACCAUCCAGCUGGUCACUCAGCUGAUGCCCCACGGCUGCCUGCUGGAUUAUGUUCAUGAGCACAAGGACAACAUUGGCUCCCAGCUUCUGCUGAACUGGUGUGUCCAAAUCGCUAAGGGAAUGAUGUACCUGGAAGAGAGGAGGCUUGUCCACCGAGACCUGGCAGCCCGGAAUGUCUUGGUGAAAUCGCCAAACCACGUGAAGAUCACUGACUUUGGCUUGGCCAGGCUUUUGGAAGGGGAUGAGAAAGAGUAUAAUGCUGAUGGAGGGAAGAUGCCAAUUAAGUGGAUGGCUCUGGAGUGCAUACACUACAGGAAGUUCACCCACCAGAGUGACGUCUGGAGCUAUGGAGUAACUAUCUGGGAGCUGAUGACCUUUGGUGGGAAGCCAUACGAUGGAAUCCCCACGCGAGAGAUCCCUGACCUCUUGGAGAAAGGAGAGCGGUUGCCCCAGCCUCCCAUCUGUACCAUUGAUGUUUAUAUGGUGAUGGUGAAGUGCUGGAUGAUUGAUGCAGACAGCAGACCAAAAUUCAAGGAGCUGGCUGCUGAGUUCUCCAGAAUGGCUCGAGACCCUCAGAGGUACCUGGUAAUUCAGGGAGAUGAUCGAAUGAAGCUCCCAAGCCCAAAUGACAGCAAGUUCUUCCAGAACCUUCUUGAUGAGGAAGACCUGGAAGAUAUGAUGGAUGCUGAAGAGUAUCUUGUUCCUCAAGCCUUCAACAUCCCUCCUCCCAUCUACACCUCCAGGACAAGGAUUGAUUCCAACAGGAACCAGUUUGUGUACAGGGACGGUGGCUAUGCUGCGGAGGUGCCAAUGCCAUACCGAGCUCCUGGCUGCAUACCAGAGGCCCCAGCUGCUCAAGGGGCCACAGCAGAGAUCUUUGAAGACACUUGUUGCAACGGGACUCUGCGGAAGCAAGUGGCAACCUUGGCCAAGGAGGACAGCAGCACCCAGCGCUACAGCGCGGACCCCACUGUCUUCAUACCCGAGCGGGUGGUGCGGGGAGAGCUGGAUGAGGAUGGCUACAUGACACCCAUGAGAGACAAACCCAAAACAGAUUACCUGAACCCGGUGGAGGAGAACCCUUUUGUUUCCCGGCGGAAGAACGGAGAGCUGCAGGCCGUGGACAACCCUGAGUACCAGAAGGCGGCCAACGGGCAGCCCAAGGCGGAGGACGAGUACAUCAACGAGCCGCUGUACCUCAACACCUUCGCCAACACCCUGGAGAGCGCCGACUACUUGAAGGGCAACCUGCCGGAGAAAGCCAAGAAGGCCUUUGACAACCCAGACUACUGGAACCACAGCCUGCCCCCGCGCAGCAGCCUCCACCACCCGGACUACCUGCAGGAGUACAGCACAAAGUACUUUUACAAGCAGAACGGGAGGAUCCGGCCCGUCGUGGCGGAGAAUCCUGAAUACCUCUCCGAGUUCUCCCUGAAGCCUGGCACUGUGCUGCCCCCACCGCCCUACAGACACCGGAACACAGUGGUGUAGGGCCGGCGGCCCCGCGGACGUGGGAAGGCAACCCCCUUCGAACUGCCUCACUCCUUCACUCUUCCUCUCCUUUCUCCACCUCUCCCCUCCUUCCUUCCUUCCUUCCUUCCUUCCUUCCUUCCUUCCUUCCUUCCUUCCUUCCUUCCCUCCUUCCUUCCUUCCUUCCUUCCUUCCUUCCUUCCUUCCU
This is a messenger RNA of Dryobates pubescens (Downy woodpecker), 4193 nucleotides long. RefSeq names its product erb-b2 receptor tyrosine kinase 4 (gene ERBB4). Lineage: Eukaryota; Metazoa; Chordata; Aves; Piciformes; Picidae. The transcript is spliced from 27 exons. Gene Ontology annotation, cellular component: signaling receptor complex; basal plasma membrane. The record is from RefSeq and is a predicted model, not a curated record. Gene Ontology annotation, molecular function: ATP binding; transmembrane receptor protein tyrosine kinase activity; epidermal growth factor receptor binding. Gene Ontology annotation, biological process: cell surface receptor protein tyrosine kinase signaling pathway; positive regulation of kinase activity; positive regulation of cell population proliferation. The coding region runs from base 134 to 4006 and encodes 1290 amino acids.